GCAAGUCCGACGCGUCGCGCUGCCGGUAGAAACGAAAAAGCCUGCGGAAUGCAUCCUCCCCGCCCUCCCGGGUCAGGGCCGCCGCCGCCAUUUUGGCCAUGCCGCGGCGGGCGGUGCAGCGCACUGCCGGGGCGGGGCCGGCCGCCUCCUUCCCGUCGCAGCUCCCAAGAUGGCGAUGGCCAGCGCGGUGCGUGCGGUGGGGCGUCGGUCUCGGAGGCUCUUUGACAUCUUCGUGGCUGAGGUUCCGUGGACGGUGUCGAGCAAAGAGCUUAAGGACUACUUCUCCCAGUUCGGGUCGGUGCAGAGAUGCCAGCUGCCGUUUGACAGAGAUACAGGCUUCCACAAACGUUACUGCUGGAUUAAAUUCUCGACCCCAAGAGAAGCUCAGAAUGUGUUUCAGAAGGACUGCCACAUACUUGAAGGUGCCAAGCUCACUCUCAGACCGCAGUCCCGUAGAAGACGCAGUCAAAGAAGGAGUCAGAGUGACUGAGCGGUGGAAGGAGGCUUUAUUUCACUAAAUGUAAAGAAACUAAAAUAAAGAAUAGUGAGAAACUA
Neopsephotus bourkii (Bourke's parrot) is the source of this 555-nucleotide messenger RNA. It is a transcript of the gene SLIRP, whose product is annotated as SRA stem-loop interacting RNA binding protein. The coding region runs from base 170 to 490 and encodes 106 amino acids. The transcript is spliced from 4 exons. NCBI's taxonomy places the organism in Eukaryota, Metazoa, Chordata, Aves, Psittaciformes, Psittacidae. Gene Ontology annotation, molecular function: RNA binding. The record is from RefSeq and is a predicted model, not a curated record.